Messenger RNA from Nannizzia gypsea CBS 118893, 1320 nucleotides. RefSeq lists its product as hypothetical. Lineage: Eukaryota; Fungi; Ascomycota; Eurotiomycetes; Onygenales; Arthrodermataceae. The coding region runs from base 1 to 1320 and encodes 439 amino acids. The transcript has 2 exons. The record is from RefSeq and is a predicted model, not a curated record. Gene Ontology annotation, cellular component: cellular bud neck; plasma membrane.
AUGGAUCCGCUCGAGUUCACGCCGUGGCACCAGCUGGCGCCGCGAGGCAUCACCGCGGACGUCAAGGACACAUUCUCCUCCUGGGACAAGUGCAUGUCGAAAGCCUACUGCAAGUGGCCUGCGAUUGUUGGAAUCAUCGUCGGCGGCCUCAUCCUGCUCAGCGUCGUCUGGUGUCUCGUAGGCUGCCUCUGCUGCGGCUACACCUGCUGCAAGGGAUGCUGCGAAUGCUGCUCGUGCUGCUGUCCGUCUUCCUCUCGCAAACCGCCGCCUGCACCCUCCUACGACGGCCGGUCCAAGUUCGCAGACGACUACUCGGGCUACCAGCGUCCCACGCCGCCAGUCUACAACCACCACCAGGCCGCAAGCACAACCCCCAGCUACGCACAGUUCGAUACCCUGGGCUCUCGUCCCGCGCCCACAGUGCCGACAACAACGACCAGAAUCAACGAAGAUGCGCUGCCCAACAUGCCCACCUGGAAAGAAGCCACCACCAGACGGGUGGAGGACACCUCCCACCACAACGAGGAGAUGGAAAUGUCCCAUCUCAACCCGGUCACGGGUCACAGCGUAGUCGAUGACCCGGGUGCCAGCCACGGCUCCGCAUACUACCACCACUCGCAGCCCGUCUCGCCCAUCUACCCGCCAGACCACGACCACAGCCGUCACCCUUCGGCCAUGAACAUGAACAACAUGAACAUGGGCGGAGGAUACAGAGGCACCAGCCCAUCCAUCCCUCCCACUGCCAUCGGCAUCGCACAUUCGCCCGGCUGCGCACCUACACCGCUAUCAAACGCAUACAACCUUGACUCUGCCUCUCAACUGCAACACCAGCAGCAGCAGUACCCGGAUCAGCAGACCUCAGGCCAGAUAUACACCCCACCACGAUACAACACUCAGUCCCCCUCGACCAUCGGCAGGCCUACUCCUGCCCCGCCCGCUGUAGCAGCAGAUGAUGUCUACGGCUACACUCACCCAAACGGAAGCAGUCGCAGCUUCACCCGCUCUCCCGUCCAGCGCACCAGAGCCACGCCCUCGCCGAGACCGCCACUAUCGCCUGUAAACACAUACAGCCAUAGUCCGGACCGCACUGGCUUGCCCUACCCGACUUCCUCGAGAUCUUUCUCCCCCGCCCAGCAGCAGAGGACAUACACUGCCUAUUCUCCAAGUACAUCAACGCCUCCUCCGCCCUGGUCGGGAUCGGGGUCGGGUAGUGCAGACCAGCCACUGAACACAGAGCAGUCGACGCCACAGCCACAGCAAACUCCAAGUCUGUUGAUGGCUGGAAGGAAGCCGGUGGAGAAUUCUUGGAGAGAUGUAUAA